Messenger RNA from Phialemonium atrogriseum, 1822 nucleotides. RefSeq names its product Thiolase, N-terminal domain-containing protein. The transcript has 3 exons. The record is from RefSeq and is a predicted model, not a curated record. Gene Ontology annotation, molecular function: acetyl-CoA C-acetyltransferase activity. The coding region runs from base 112 to 1629 and encodes 505 amino acids. NCBI's taxonomy places the organism in Eukaryota, Fungi, Ascomycota, Sordariomycetes, Cephalothecales, Cephalothecaceae. Gene Ontology annotation, biological process: fatty acid beta-oxidation. Gene Ontology annotation, cellular component: mitochondrion.
CGGGCAUCUGCAGUGACGAGGUACCUACAUAUGCGAUGGUCCCGAUCCAGGAGUGGCACGUGCUAAAGUGAGCACCUACCACUACCUACCACUGCUACCAGACAUCCAUGAAUGCCCCCCGCCAGCCAUUCCGCACAAUGCCGACAGUUGCCGAAGCGUGAUGCACUGUCUUCGAGUGAAGGACUCUUAAACUUUCCUUCCUACCUCCUAAUUAUUAAAGACCUAGUUAUCGUAUGCGUUACCUUGCUAUUUAUAUAUCUGCCUGCUUCUGAUCUAAUUCUCGUAUUGUCGCACUUCUCUCUCCCGGCCUCUCUCACAAUGGCAUUAAGCAGUCUGGGACCACUUAGACCGGCGUUCACAUGUGCCAGGGUUGCUUCGCAGAGGCUACCCGGUGCCCCCGUUCGCCCGUUUUCUUCGCAGUCAUGCCUUCGGAAGGAGAUUCGGGAUGCUUACAUUCUGAGCGCCUCGAGGACACCAACAGCCAAGUUCAAUGGCUCCUUCACGACAGUGCCAGCUCCCCAGCUCGGCGCUGUCGCCAUCAAGUCUGCCCUCGAAAAGUCCAAAGUACCUGUUGAUAAGAUCACCGACGUAUACAUGGGCAAUGUUCUUCAGGGCUCUGUCGGGCAGGCGCCCGCGCGACAGGCUUCCAUCUUUGCCGGCCUGCCACCGAGCGUCGAAGCUAUCACAAUCAACAAGGUCUGCGCAUCGGGGUUGAAGGCGGUGGUGUUCGCAGCGCAAAACAUCCAGUUAGGCCUGGCAGAAGCCCAGGUUGCUGGCGGCAUGGAGAACAUGACCAGGGUGCCAUAUUAUGUCCCGCGAUCAAGCAACCUGCCGCCGUUUGGACAUGUCAAGAUGGAGGAUGGCCUGAUCAAGGAUGGCCUGACGGACGUCUACGACCAAUUCCACAUGGGCAACUGUGCGGAGAAUACCGCCAAGAACUACGAGAUCACCAGAGAGAUGCAGGAUCAAUACGCCAUCCAGUCGUACCAGAGGGCACAGGCUGCCUGGAAAGCCAAUGCCUUUGCGGAAGAAAUCGCGCCAGUCACAGUACCCGGGAAGAAGGGAGACAAAAUCAUCAGCGAGGACGAGGGAUACCUAGAUGUCAAACUAGACAGGGUCGCUACCCUGAAACCAGCCUUUGUGCGAGACGGCACUGGCACCGUCACGGCGGCCAACUCGUCCACAUUAAACGACGGGGCGAGUGCGCUCGUUCUCGGCAGCAAAGACGUCGCGCAACAGUUCGGCUCUGGGUCUAGAGUCCUCGCACGGAUUUGCGGAUCAGCCGACGCCGCGGUAGAUCCGAUCGACUUCCCAAUUGCCCCCGCAAAGGCUGUUCCCCUUGCAUUGGAACGGGCAGGCAUCACGAAAGACCAGGUUGCAGUUUGGGAGUUCAAUGAGGCCUUCGCGGCCGUUAUCAAGGCCAAUGAGAAAAUUCUCGGCCUCGAGGGUGCUCGGGUCAACCCCCUCGGAGGUGCCAUUUCCUUGGGCCACGCCCUUGGCAGCUCUGGGUCACGUAUUUUGGUGACCCUUCUGCACCAGCUGAAGCCGGGAGAGUAUGGUGUGGCAGCGAUUUGUAACGGUGGAGGGGCAGCGACUGCAAUGGUUGUUCAGAGGAUCGAAUCUGUGUGAUUAUACGCUGUUAUUGCCCAUUGGAUAUGACGUAGAUUCGGAAAUCAAAUGCAAAGUAAGCGCGAGAUUCAGAGUUGAUAAGUGAUAGAUCGCUCUGUUAAGUGUCCACUUCUUUGUCCAAAACUCGGGGUUAGGGUUGGGCACGCAUAAUUAGGUUGUUACCGUUGGAGCUUCGAAUAGCCAAGUACCUAGG